AUGGGCGACUUCUCCGCCAGCAGCAUCCACCGUUCCCGCCUCCACGACUGCCACGGCAACGACGGCGACGCACUCAUCCGCCGUCGCGUCGACUCGCCGCAGUCCGUCUUGGGCCCCUUGCUCUCUUCCAUGGCCGGCCUCAGCUUCACGCGUCAUCCCCUCCAAGAUCCGCCCGGCCGCAAGAUCACCAAGAAAGGAACGCGUACCGUCGAGGACUCAAUUCCCCGUGGCUCCUGGCGCAGUGCGAUUGCCACAUCCGAUAUUACUCCGCCGGCCCCGAUCGUGGUGAAGAGGCGGCGAUUCACGACCCUCAUCGAUGACGAUGACUGCGGAAUGGACGACGGAGAUGCAACGCCUGGGGUCGCAAGAAAGCUUGGGGACCUCCUUGAUAAGGUGGCUUCGGAGAGCGCCGAUCCUAAGGAAGAGAGGCAGGGGGACUCCAUUGAACCAUGA
Molecule: messenger RNA, 453 nt
Organism: Malania oleifera
Lineage: Eukaryota; Viridiplantae; Streptophyta; Magnoliopsida; Santalales; Ximeniaceae
Exons: 1
Coding region: 1-453 (150 amino acids)
Source: RefSeq, a predicted model, not a curated record